AGCAAUGGCGGCGCUCACAAUUGCGGUUGGUACUGGCAACUGGUUUUCGGCUUUGGCGCUCGGGGUGACUCUUCUCAAAUGUCUUCUCAUCCCCACCUAGGUGUCACUCUGCCACUCAACCUGGAGUGCAGUGGCGUGAUCUCAGCUCAGUGCAACCUCCACCUUUCGGACUGAAGCAAUCCUCCUACCUCAAGCUACCAAGUAGCUGGGACUUCAGCCAUUCUACAGAUUUUGAAGUACACCGAAACUGGCUUGCUAUUACUCACAGUUUGCCAAUAUCACAGUGGUAUUAUGAGGCAACUUCAGAGUGGACGUUGGAUUACCCCCCUUUUUUUGCAUGGUUUGAGUAUAUACUGUCACAUGUCGCCAAAUAUUUUGAUCAAGAGAUGCUGAAUGUCCAUAAUUUGAAUUACUCCAGCUCAAGGACCUUACUUUUCCAGAGAUUUUCUGUCAUCUUUACAGAUAUACUCUUUGUAUAUGCUGUCCAUGAGUGCUGUAAAUGCAUUGGUGGGAAAAAAGUGGGUAAAGAACUUACAGAGAAGCCAAAAUUUAUUCUAUCGGUAUUACUUCUAUGGAACUUCGGGUUAUUAAUUGUGGACCAUAUUCAUUUUCAGUACAAUGGCUUUUUAUUUGGAUUAAUGCUACUCUCCAUUGCACGAUUAUUUCAGAAAAGGCAUAUAGAAGGAGCAUUUCUCUUUGCUGUUCUCCUACAUUUCAAGCACAUCUACCUCUAUGUAGCACCAGCUUAUGGUGUAUAUCUGCUGCGAUCCUACUGUUUCACUGCAAAUAAACCAGAUGGGUCUAUUCGAUGGAACAGUUUCAGCUCCGUCCGUGUUAUUUCCCUGGGACUAGUUGUUUUCCUAGUUUCUGCUCUUUCAUUGGGUCCUUUCCUAGCCUUGAAUCAGCUGCCUCAAGUCUUUUCCCGACUCUUUCCUUUCAAGAGGGGCCUCUGCCAUGCAUAUUGGGCUCCAAACUUCUGGGCUUUGUACAAUGCUUUGGACAAAGUGCUGUCUGUCAUCGGUUUGAAAUUGAAAUUUCUUGAUCCCAACAAGAUUCCCAAGGCCUCAAUGACAAGUGGUUUGGUUCAGCAGUUCCAACAUACAGUCCUUCCCUCUGUGACUCCCUUGGCAACGCUUAUAUGCACACUGAUUGCCAUACUGCCCUCUAUUUUCUGUCUUUGGUUUAAACCCCAAGGGCCCAGAGGCUUUCUCCGAUGUUUAAUUCUUUGUGCCUUGAGCUCCUUUAUGUUUGGGUGGCAUGUCCAUGAAAAAGCCAUACUUCUAGCAAUUCUCCCAAUGAGCCUUUUGUCUGUGGGAAAAGCAGGAGAUGCUUCAGUUUUUCUGAUUCUGACCACAACAGGACAUUAUUCCCUGUUUCCUCUGCUCUUCACUGCACCAGAACUUCCCAUUAAAAUCUUACUCAUGUUACUAUUCACCAUAUAUAGUAUUUCUUCACUGAAGACAUUAUUCAGAAAGGAAAAACCUCUUUUUAAUUGGGUGGAAACUUUCUACCUGCUUGGCCUGGGACCUCUGGAAGUCGGCUGUGAAUUUGUAUUCCCUCUCACCUCCUGGAAGCUGAAGUACCCCUUCAUCCCUUUGUUACUGACCUCAGUGUAUUGUGCAGUGGGCAUCACAUAUGCUUGGUUCAAACUGUAUGUUUCAGUAUUGAUUGACCCUCCUGUUGACAAGACAAAGAAACAGUGAAUAAAGGAACUGCUUGGA
Callithrix jacchus (white-tufted-ear marmoset) is the source of this 1721-nucleotide messenger RNA. It is a transcript of the gene ALG8, whose product is annotated as ALG8 alpha-1,3-glucosyltransferase. Gene Ontology annotation, biological process: protein N-linked glycosylation; dolichol-linked oligosaccharide biosynthetic process. Gene Ontology annotation, cellular component: endoplasmic reticulum membrane. Gene Ontology annotation, molecular function: dolichyl pyrophosphate Glc1Man9GlcNAc2 alpha-1,3-glucosyltransferase activity. NCBI's taxonomy places the organism in Eukaryota, Metazoa, Chordata, Mammalia, Primates, Cebidae. The record is from RefSeq and is a predicted model, not a curated record.